Molecule: messenger RNA, 3611 nt
Organism: Crotalus tigris (Tiger rattlesnake)
Lineage: Eukaryota; Metazoa; Chordata; Lepidosauria; Squamata; Viperidae
Gene: PALD1
Product: phosphatase domain containing paladin 1
Exons: 21
Coding region: 991-3603 (870 amino acids)
Source: RefSeq, a predicted model, not a curated record
UUUAAUCAAAGUGGCCCGUUUAGCCAUCUCCGCUAACUUCAUCAACUUUUGCAGCCAUUCGUCCAUUGCGGGAAUCAGAGUAUCCUUCCGUUUUUGUGCAUAGAGAGUAUUCUUGCUGCUCCACAGUCAUGUUUCUCAAUCCUGGCAGGUCGACAGAUGGGCUUCACUGCGGAAUUCUGGGAGUUGAAGUCCUCCCACCUGAAACAUGCCAAGCUUAUGAGAGAUGCUGCACUAGAGGCUUUCUUUGCUCCUUCCUGACAAAUGAAGAAGUCCCCCUCACUUGGCAGUUCAGUGCCUGUGGCUUCUGUUGCCAGGAAUCUCCAGCUUUUCAUUGGCAGACAAGUCCGUGAGCUGAGUUGUCCCUCACACGCUCCAGCCCACAGACAGUCGAAGAGGGUGUUCUGCAGAGGGAGAGGGUCAGCUUCUGUCGCUCUCCCCACUAGUCCUGUUUUAAUUGACAUUGGCUAGGAUUUGAUCUCUGGAAAACAAAGUGCUACAGUCUCAGUUGCUCCAUCGGUGGCUUGCAUUCCUCCCCCACUGGCUGAGGAUGGGCUUAACUGCUUCACCACCAAAGAGGAUCAGCCAUGGCCAACUUUGAAGGAAUCUCUUGAGAAUCUGGAGAAAGAACAGAGCAAUCUCUUGAAAGCCCUUCUGGAAAGUUGGAUGGCUUUACUUUAAGUCAGCUGGUUUGUUUUCCUCUUUAAUUCUUCAUUCCAAAGAGAGGAAAUUGGAUGAUCUCCCUGGCAACUAAAAAUCAGUUUUGUGAAGAAUGUCCAAGGAAUCAUCAGGUUUUUCUUGAACACAGUCUGAAAGCUCCAGUUCUGAAAUAAGGAAGAUAACAAUGUCAAAUAGUAACACCACUGCUACCUGAACUGUACUGGCUUCCAGUUGCUUUCUGGGUCCAAUUCAAGGUUAUCACCUUUAAAGACCUACGUGGCAGAGGAUCAGAUUACUUGUGGGAGCACCUCUCGCUGAAGUUGCCUGUGGAUUAUGGGUACAACUGCCAGCACAGCUCAGCAGACAGUAGCAACAGCAACAUUUGAGAAUAUUCACGGCAGCGGAACCAUGGAGGAUCACCAUUCCCUCAGUAUCCACUCCUUCCAGACCAUUGGCCUCCACAAUAACAAAGCCAAGUCUAUCAUUACUAAUAAGGUGGCGCCUGUUGUCAUUACUUACAACUGCAAGGAAGAAUUUCAAAUACAUGAUGACUUAUUGAAAGCCAGCUAUACUGUGGGGCGGAUUACAGAAUCUACUCCAGAACACUAUCUUGUCCAGGGGAAAUAUUUUAUGGUCCGUGAUGUAUACGGCAUAUUAGAUGUCCUGAAUACUUCCAGCACUUGUGGGGCUCCCAACUUUCGGCAGGCCAAAGGAGGAUAUGCAGUGUUUGGGAUGGGGCAGCCCAGCUUUGGUGGAUUCAAGCAAGUCCUGCAGAAGCUCCAGAAUGAUGGUCAUAAGGAAUGCAUUGUGUUUUGCGUUCGUGAAGAACCUGUACUUUUUCUGCGGAUGGACAAUGAUUUCAUCCCCUACACUCCAAGAGCAAAGGAGAACUUGAAGGAGAACCUACACAAUCUGCAAACAGGAGUUAAAGUAGAAGACCUGGAAAUCUCUAUUCGAAAAGAGAUCCAUGACUUUGCCCAGCUGAGUGAGAAUAUAUAUUAUGUCUACAAUGAUACUGAACAUUUCAAAGAUGAGCCACAUUCAGUCAAAAUUUUCUGUGAAGAAGACAUCCAGGUGACGGAGGAAGUGUACAAGAGACCUGUCUUCCUGUUGCCAUCUUAUAGGUACCAUCGUCUGCCUUUGCCUAUGGAUGGAGCUCCUUUAGACACACAGUUUGAUGCUUUCAUCAGUUUCCUUCGGGAAAGUCCAAAUCUGCUCUUUCUCCAAGAUCCCAGCAAGCCACCUCCUGCCCUGGUUUUUAGUUGCCAAACUGGUGUCGGGAGGACCAAUUUCGCCAUGAUCUUAGGAACUCUGGUCCUCUAUCACCGUAAACGUGGCCUGGAAAAACAAGAUCACAGCCUUCCACAGUCUACCAAAUAUUCACCCAGGGAACAAUUUCGGAUUAUUCAGAACUUCAUUAGCAUGGUACCUAAUGGCCAACGGAUAGUGGAAGAGGUGGAUGCUGCCAUUGCCUUAUGUUCAGAAAUGCAUGAUGUGAAGGAAGCCAUGUAUGAAUACAAGAGGAAAUUGGAAGGAAUUGGAGAAGAUUAUCAAAACCAGAAGAACAGCACCAAAGAGUGUUUCCUUCAGAAGACAUUACAGAGACUUGAACGUUAUUUCUUCUUGAUCAUUUUCAAUUAUUACCUUCAUGAACAGUAUCCCUUGGCUUUUGCUCUCAAUUUCAGUAGAUGGAUCUGCAGGCACCCUGAGCUGUAUAGACUUCAAGCCAACAUGAAUCUGUCAGAACUUACAAUCACAGCGGAACAGAUAACUAAGGGAGUACGGGUGCUGGUUGUGGAUGAACGGUUUUCUCCAGAUGUUCUUAGUACCAUCAAAGACAUGAACGUGGCCAAUUUCCGGAGAGUUCCUAAAAUGCCUGUGUAUGGAAUGGCUCAGCCCAACUCCAAAGCGAUUGGGAAUGUCUUGAACUAUUUGACAGAUGCAAAGAGGAAACAUUCUCACAUCUUAUGGAUUAAUCUCCGUGAAGAUAUAGUUCUAGAAGAGAACGAACAAACCUAUACCUUACGGGAAAUUGGCAAUCUGGAACAGCAGAUAACGGUACCCGUAGCAUCAUCAGAACAACUAGAGAAACUGGAAUCUAUCUUGAAGAAUGAUCUGUUGAAAUCCCAGAAACGGAUUGAGGUUUAUUUGGAACAGGAGAAACAGAUGAAAAUAUUGAAAUCAUGCUUAACCAUGCAGGAGAUAUUUAACCAGCACAAAAGCAAUUGCCAAGGGCUGGCCUACAAACGGAUCCCAGUUCCAGACUUCUGUGGUCUGAAGGAGAAGGACUUUGAUCAGAUGUUGGAAGCCAUGAAGGGCGCACUGGCUGAAGACUCUCACACAGCCUUUGUGUUCAACUGUCACAGUGGCAGAGGAAGAACUACAACAGCCAUGGUUAUUGCUGUCCUCAUCCUUUGGCAUUUCAAUGGAAUCCCUGAAAUCACGGAGGAUGAGAUUGUGAGUGUGCCUGAUGCCAAAUACACAAAAGGAGAAUUUGAGGUGGUAAUGAAAGUGGUCCAGAUAUUGCCAGAGGGACACCGAAUGAAGAAGGAGGUUGACAUGGCAUUGGACACAGUGAGCGAAACGAUGACACCUAUGCACUACCACCUGAGAGAAAUCAUCAUUAGUACAUACAGACAGGGGAAAACUGCAAAGGAGGAAGCAGACAUGCGGACCUUACAGCUAAGGAGCCUACAAUUCUUGGAAUGUUAUAUUUAUCUCAUUCUGUUCAACGCGUAUCUUCACUUGGCAAAAAAAGACUCCUGGGAGAAACCUUUCAGCGUCUGGAUGCAUGAGGUGGCAGCCAAGGCCGGUGUCUACGAGAUCCUGAACCAUCUGGGGUUUUCUGAAUUUGAAACGCUGGACAGCCAGGCACUCGCCCAGCUUCGCUAUCGCUGGCAGGAGCAAAGCCGUAGCAUCCUGCCCUUCCGAGGAGAGUUCAUUUAGGACGCAAC